GCGCAAUUUCGUCCAAGUCCAAACAUGGGGCCAGGACGACCAUCGGGACGACCCGUUCGAGGUGCUCGGGAGAGCACGAGGAGCGCUGCGAAGGCGGCAGCACAGAAGAUCAAUGCGACACAAAGCGUUCGCUCUGCUCGAAUGAAGCGUGUCGUGUACGAUGAGUCAGACUUGUCCAGCGACCCCGACGACAAGCAAAAGGACACGUCUGCCAAGGAGGUUUCCGAUGCUGAAGAGGAGUUGGAGGAUGCGGACAUGGAGGAAGAAGAUGAAGAAAAGGCGCCAGAGAAGCCCCCUGAGCCACCGGCUGACGACAAGGAGGUACCAAAGGACGAAGAAGAAGAGAAGGAAGGAGUUGAGGACGACGACGACGACGACGAAGCGCAGGACGACGACGAAGACACAGAGGACACCCGUCAGCUUCUAGAUAAUGCUCAAGACGAUGAGUCCGUUCAACGACUGAUACAAAGCUCCCUCGGUCAGCUAGCACGCGACGGCGGCAGUCCCAGUCGCGAGUUGAUCCUUGCGUAUGCGUCAUGCGUGAGUUCGAAUCCGUCCAAGUUCCAGCACCCGACCACCCUCAAAGCCAUGCUGCGUCUGCUGCGAAGUACGUUUCAAGGUCGAGAGCGCUCCAGUUCUGUGGACAAGAAGGCCAAGCCGAAACCUCCCCGCGAGGUGCGCGGGGUCCUUCCGUUGGCCGUGUUGGUGGCAAACUUGUUGGCGACGAUUUUGAAGAAUAUUCCCCAGAACGAAUGGCCGGACGACUGCCUCAAAGUGUUUGUGGAUGACUCGCUGCAUUCUCGGUCGUGGGUCGACCACAGCAUGUGCAGUGUAUUCGUGGACAUGAUCAAGGCCCACAUCGCCGCCGCGCCGUCCACAGACGCAUCUGUCCAGCGCAUCAUGGAGCAUCUGUCGUCGAAAGUGACCGAGAUCAAGAAGGGUGGGGUCAACCCCACGACCUUCAAGCACGUGAUGCUCACCCUCAUGGACCUGACGCCGCUCCCCCAAGGCCGGUUGAUGGCCUCGUCCAACUUGGAACUGUGGUUUCAGCACACCACACACAAAACCAUUGCGCGCGACUUGCUCUUGAAGAUCGUUCGGUCGUGUACGACCCUCGACGCGCCCGACUUGGACACGGUCGAGAACUUGCUCAACAUGAAGUUCAAGACCGUGUCGUUUCCCCAGCUCAAGUCGGAAGUGUUUACGAUGCUGGUGCGCCAGCGCCCCGAGUACAUCAACGUUGCGUUCAAAGUGGUGUUGCUCAAGGAGCGACUGGCGGCGACGUUGAAAGACGUGGACAACCUCAAGAUGAUGCCGCUCAUAUUCCGCGAAACCGCGCAAGGCGGCCACGACUCCAAGGACGACCAAGAACCAGACAACGACGUCGUGUUCAAGCGGUCCCCACAGCACCAACAUCCCGGCACGGCCACCAGUCGCGCGUUGGCGAUGGUGUUGCAGGAUCUGGCCACCGCCUCGAGCAACCUUCCCACCCUGAAAAAUACGCUGCGAAAGGUUCUUCGUAGUUUGACACACGAUCAACUGGACGUACGGGCGUUGUGCCAGGGCUUACUCGUGGUGCCGAAAGGAAUUCAGUCGUUCGAGUUCUUUGUCAUGAUGGGGGAGCUCGUGGCGCUGGUUUUGUUUGUGCAGGGCGCGGCCGUGCGCAGUCUGCAAGUCAACGUUCCCGACGCCUCAAGCAACCCCCGCUUGCUUCCGAAAGCGAUGGACAAGGGCGUCCGGCGCUUGGGCACGGGGGCGGUGGCUAGUACUCCCGCCAGCAACGCCGGAAAUACCAAUGGACCCGUGGCGUUGGGGUCCCUGAAAAGCAAACCAAUGUUUGCGUCCAAGGAACCGAAACAUCCAGCCAUCACCCCCGCCGUGAAAUCCAAGGAAGAAUUCGCGCAGUUGAUCGCACACGUUCAGAGCAUGGCCAUUCACUGGUGCCACGAUGUCCAAGAGCUUGGCGACCACCUGGGCAUGCGAUUGUUUGGCGCGGUCAUUCGAAAGGUCUUGUUCCUAGACAUGCUCGCGGAUAUGCAGGCAACCGAACAUGACCGCGGAUGCUUCAACUUUUGCAGGGACAUGCUUCCGCUGCAUGCUUCGACGGUCGGUCGCAUCGUCGACAUGUGCAAGUAUGCGAAUCCAGAGGAAACGCUGGAUAUUCUCAAAGUGCUGGAGGCGGUGGUGGUCCGCGCGUCCGACGCGCAGACGACGCGCGAGGCGUACUUUUCCACCCAAGAUCAGAUCCUCAAGUAUCAAGCGGAUGGCGGCGUCAUGGGUUUGAAAGUGGACACACUGGAAUUGGUCCAGCCGCUGUUGGAAGCGGGCACGGUUCGAGGACACUUGUACGAUGGCAAUGCCGUGUGCUACAGCGAAUUGUUUUGGCUGGCGCACUGUAUUUUACUGAUUUUAGUCGCGUUCAAUCCGGAAUCGCUCGGGGCGUUUGUAUGGGACAACGUUCCUACGAUGCGUUCCCUUAUGCAAAUGGUCAUCACGGGACGAUUCAAGUUCCCGCCUGUGGAGCCAGAAGACUUGAAGCUAUUUGACACACAUUCACCGCCUUCCAUGACGUUAUCGCAGGCCAACCAGUUGGUGGUCGAGCGGGAGCGGGCGUUGUUUGAAGCCCACAAAUUACCCGUGGACCAAUCGCUGAUGGUCGUGCAGCCUCUUCAGUGCAGCGCCCGGGCCCCGCCCGUCGACGUCUUGCGUAAAGUGGACGCAUUGGACAAGAGUUUGCGGUUGGGGCUACGCCUUCGAAAGAGCCGAUCCACGGACUUUCUCAUGGACAUGGUCGACGUAGCCGUGUCGGACAAGAGCUCCCAGUCCAGCUGGUCGGAACGUCCGGAGCGAAUUUCGUGGAUCGUGGAAAUCGUGUGCGCCGAGCUCGAGACGCUGACGUACCUGCCGCGCCGGUGCCUCUGCGAGCUGUUGCUGCUGGCAUGUGUCGACGGCGGCAGUGACGACAAGUCCAAGGGGGCGAUGCACGCCAUGCUGCUGCAGCAAGUGCCGAGUAUUUUGUCCCGGCUCAAGGAAUGCAACGACGACGACGACAACGUCGAGGUCAUGACGUUUUUCUUGAACCGGUUGGCGUCUCCAAAUGUAGCCACUCGUCAGCUGUCGGCGUACCUCUUGGACCUGUUGACCCGUCAAGACACUAGUUCUAUAACGACAUUAUCCAAGGCCGUUCCCUGCCUCUCGUUCGACUGGCUGCCAGGUCUGGUCAGCCUGCCGUGCUUUCCAGCGCUGCACGAACGAGUGAUAGCGUCGUUGGAGGCACUUCUCAAGCUUGAGUCGUCUGUGGACGCGCUCAAGCUGUGUCUUGGAGCGCUAUACGACAUCUUUGGCAAUCAAGCCCAUUUGCACCUUCCGUUGGCGGUAGCUCUUGGGAAUUUCUUGGUUCAGCGGGCGUCCGUCGCCCGAUUGUUGUUAACCGACACGGCAGUGUUUGGUCGUAUGGUCGAUACGUUUUGGGCCGCCGUGGAAAGGCAAGUCCAUCAACCUACAAGCCAACCGCACGAUCUGAAAGGUGCUGAGGCGUGGGUCACGGUGGCAGUCGCGCCAGAAGUCCAUCGCGGAGUGUCCGCCGUCGACUUGCCAGCCAGCAUCGUCUCUGGGGCCAUUGAACUGCUGAGCUUUCCGACCCAACAAGUCGCUGUAUCCUCGUUCGACCACCUCGUGGCGUUCUUCUUUCCACCAGAGUCGACACUGGGGCUGUGGCAUCCUCGCCAAACGUACGUGUGCUCAUCAGAUCAUUUGUUUCGACUGGCGUGCGUUGCCAACACGCAACUGCUUUCGGCUGCGAUUCAAAAGAUGACGCUCGAAGUGUUGUGGCGAGUCGUGCUCUCGUACGGCCGCGCACCGGCGUGUCUGCUGGCCGUGCUCACCGCGCUUCAGGCGGCCACCGUCUCACGUCCGGAUAAGUGUGUGGACGCGUUGACGAAAGAAAGCGGCGCGGGGGACGCGGCCCGCGCCUGCGACGAAGCGCUCGUUCAUUUGAAUAUGUACUUGCACCAGGAAUCGUUUGCCGAGGUUCGGCACGCCGGCGACGCCAUGAUCACCUGGUUGAAGGAUCACCACGAGCAACCACUAGGAAUACCAGGUAGCGAAGACACGCGUUGUCCAGAAAAGAAGAACCGAUUCCUCGCUCUUGUUACGUGCCCAAAGAAGGCCCCACCCCCCACAUCUGAUCUGGACUCUGUCGUCAACGUGCCUGCAAUAAUGCCACACCCGAGUCCGGUUCCACGACAGUAUGCAGCGACCCACGAUCGACUUGCCGACAUGUGUCUGCUUAUUCACGACAAGUCGCAUCGAUCAUCUGUCUUGGGACGAGUACACGUUGCCUCGUUGGGCCAUACAUCGUCCCUCGUGAAGCUUGGUUCAGCCUUGGCCAAGGCUCGUCCAGUCGGCUUUGUCCAAGUCUUCUUGCACGAAAUCAUGGCGCUGGGAUGCCAAGACAGCACGGGGGUGUUUCUGCAGUCGUUCUUGAGCCAGCACACGACCGAUUCGUUGCUGCCGUUUGCGUCGACUGUGUUGGAUGCAAUGUGGACCGUGAUGCCGUGGCAUGUUCAUGGCGUGUGGCAGCGCAUCGUUCGUUUGAUCGUGGCAGAGCAAGCCCAGCACUGGCCGCAAACCCAACAAGUGGACCGCACCCGACUGAAUUUGAUUUACCACGUUGCCUUCGACAUUCAAAACAAUAUGGCGUCGACCAUCACCGCCUUGUACAACUUUGAACAAGUGUCUGCGGACUUGGCCGCCGUCGAGCGUCAAGUGGUCGAGUUCAUUGUGAUGGACCUGUAUGCGUCCCGCCCGCACUCGUUCGCGUUGGCCAUGGAUGUCUGUGCCCCUGGGUGGCAGCUCCACGCUUCUCGGCUGGUGCACUUCAACUCAUCCAGUCGGCUCGAGUCGAAAAUCGAUCGGUGGUUAACAUCCAAAGAUCAUGCGGACGCGUUGCGACUGGUGGCGCUGCGCCAUCCGUUGCUUGUCACAUCCAGAAUCGUGCAUGUUGCUCUGAGUCUCGAGGGAAGGUCGGCUUUGUUUGUGUCGAAAGCCCCGUUGGACAAUUGGCUGAUGGCGAUCGACUUGGUCGCAGAGAGCGUGUUCCGCCACCCCCACACUUUGAAGCAUUUGGUGCAGUGCUUUUUGCUCUAUUUGGAGCACCAUCACGACGAAUCUAAAGCGAUCACUGCAUUGCGCGUCGUCCACACAGUCGACCGUAUGAUUCGCAAGGACAGCUGCGCCAUGCUCCCCUUUUUCACGCAGCAUGCAUACCGCAUUCGCUGGAUCCAUGCCUUGAGCAAAUACGAGUCAUCCCAUGCGUCUGUUGCAAGUGUCUCCCACUUUCUCGACCACCACACAAUCAAGUCGACUGAAAUCACGUCCUGGACAACAACCUCUCCAACCUUUGAGGACCAACUGGAAGAGCUCAAGACCACGUUUACGCUCUAUGCUGGGUCCGCCAAGCACCUGGUACUUCCCACGUUGACGCGGUAUAUUAGCCAAGGCGAGAUGACCAAGAAGACAACCGUGCUGAUUUGCCAGUGUUUGCUCUUGGUCCUGCAGAGCGAUCGCACGAGUGCUGGGGAUGCCACCAAGGCGUACGUGGCGUGCCUAACGUCGCCCAAAGUCGGCAUUCGGGAAGCUGCCACGUUUUUCUUACCCGAUUUCUUGGUGUAUUGCAGCCCUAGUCAGCACUACACUAUACUGGCGCACCUGUUUCUCGAAGACAGCGACGUCGCCAAGAGUAGCCUGUCGCAGUAUUUCAAGAGUGACCUCUUCAAAGCCGACCGCAGUUAAAACUAACAAUUAAUCAAACGUCAUUUAAUUCUCAAGUGUGUAUUAGUCCAACGUUGCCGCGAGGUACUUUGCAUUGCGGCCUGAUGGGACAUCCUUGCCCAGGUAGUACCGGUCGCACGCGUAGCCCCCCGUGGCAAACCCAUUCAGAUUGUUGCCGCGACGUCCGUUGGGGCCCCUGUAGUCCCCAGGACACGCCACGCAGCUGGACACGCUGCUUAGCCCUUCGGUCAUGCUGUACGAGCCCAGCGGGCAGGGGGCGGUGCAGACCUUGGACGUCAUGCCCGUCGACUGUCCGUACGUGCCCUUGGGACAGGGCUUGCAGUCGUCGAUGGACGUGGCGCCCAGUUUGUCGUUGUACGUGCCCUUCGGACACAGCGACGUGCACGUGCUUGUCGUGAGCCCUGGCAGGUUACCGUACACCCCGCGGGGGCAAAAUUGGCAUUCGGACAUUGUCACACCGCUCCCUACAGGGCGAUACAUGCCGACAGGACAUGGCACGGGCGAUGGCUGAAUGCCGCGGUACAUGCGAACUGGAACACGAUCAGGGGUAAUUGAAUGAGGAGGUGGUGUCCCACCUGUGCGUGUUGCCAGGAGCUCGUGAAACUGGAUGUGGCUGCCACCGAGAUGGAUGCCUAGAGAUAGCACCUGUUGGUAUGUGCAAAGGAAUGUGGAUCAAGUACCCAUGCGAAAGAGCAAGUUAAGCCCCCCCGAUAUGCACAUCAGUGUCACGAUGGUGCGCUGCAUCGCUUGCGCGUAGGAAAGUAAACUUCCCCAAACUGCUUGUGA
Molecule: messenger RNA, 6579 nt
Organism: Aphanomyces astaci
Lineage: Eukaryota; Oomycota; Saprolegniomycetes; Saprolegniales; Verrucalvaceae
Exons: 10
Coding region: 25-5793 (1922 amino acids)
Biological process (GO): U2 snRNA 3'-end processing
Cellular component (GO): integrator complex
Source: RefSeq, a predicted model, not a curated record